Messenger RNA from Pristis pectinata (smalltooth sawfish), 6462 nucleotides. RefSeq names its product ring finger and FYVE-like domain containing E3 ubiquitin protein ligase (gene rffl). Gene Ontology annotation, cellular component: plasma membrane; cytoplasm. The coding region runs from base 658 to 1728 and encodes 356 amino acids. Gene Ontology annotation, biological process: proteasome-mediated ubiquitin-dependent protein catabolic process; protein K48-linked ubiquitination; negative regulation of extrinsic apoptotic signaling pathway via death domain receptors. NCBI's taxonomy places the organism in Eukaryota, Metazoa, Chordata, Chondrichthyes, Rhinopristiformes, Pristidae. The transcript has 10 exons. The record is from RefSeq and is a predicted model, not a curated record. Gene Ontology annotation, molecular function: ubiquitin protein ligase activity.
AGCAUUGCAUUUACCUGAAGUAGACUCUUUAAAAUAUAUUAACUUUGUUACCAUCGUAUUCUCAGACAGUGCGGUCGGAUUAUCCCCCUCUUUAAGCGUCGCUGUUUAUGCCGGCGUUUUGCCAACGAUACUUCAGCGCGGCGCCAAGAGUUUCCCUCCGUGCCUCGGCGUGGUAAGGUCCUCCAGCGCCAGGGCGCCUGACGCGCGGGCACGGCGGUGACGGAGCCGAGUCGGUUGGCGGCUGAGGCGGAAGGUUGAGCGGGUCAGUGAGUGCGGGCUCGUCCCCUCCCCUCCUCCCCGUUGUUCUGGUGCUGUGUCUGGUCUACUCCCUCGCCGCUCCAGCCGGCUCCCCGCCCGUUUAAGUCCCUCGCAUGUUUGGAGCAGUACGGCGCUGCCCAUGAGGCGAAACAAGGGAAAGUUUUGGAGAAGGAACGCAGGAAAGUCCCGUCGAUCACUCUCCCAAAGGUGAGGUGAAGACUGCUGCCAAUUCAGUUUAAAAGGAUAUUGUGGAGCAGAGCCUGGGAUAGGGAAAAAGUGCGGACUAAGGAGAAUUCCAUGAGGUUUUGACAGUCGGACUGGAGCUUGUACAGCAGAAGGAACAGGCUACUCCCACAGUUCUCACCUUCAGAUUCCCUUCAAAACCAAGACAGCACUGCAAUGUGGGCCUCCUGCUGCAACUGGUUCUGCGUGGACAAUCAGACGAUGGAUGAACCUGAAUACAAUCCUAGAAGGCAGGCAUACACUAAUGCAGGCUAUAACUCUCAGUCGUCACCACCUGGAUUGGAAAACACAUGUAGAGCUUGUGGUUCUCAAUUUGAAAAUGCUUCGCGGAAGCAUGUAUGUGUAGAUUGUAAGAAGAAUUUUUGUACAUCCUGUUCAAUCCAAUCUGAAAAUAGCCCUAAAAUAUGCCACACUUGCCAGAGGUUUCGUACCACAGACUUCCACCGGGGAGAACUGAUGAAACUGAAAGUGAAAGAAUUGCGCGACUACCUACAGCUGCAUGAAAUUUCAAUGGAGAUGUGCCGAGAGAAGUCUGAUCUAGUAGACUUGGUAAUGGGCCAGCAACCUCAGUCUGUACCAUCCAGUCAGGUGCAUAUUCCUCUAUAUAGAAUGGAUAUGUCUGAGCAGCAGACCUUCAUAUCAAAUGUACACACAGGGACAACAGCAUCUACCUCACAUGAUGCUCCCCCACCAUACGGAGCAACCAAUCCAAAUAGCCUAAGACAUUCUCAGGAAGCAAACCUGAUGAAUGCAGAAGUGACUGGAGGCAAUCAGAAUGAGUCUUCGGCACAAAUUGAGGAAGAGAAUGAGUCUGAUUCAGAGGAAGUAAUUGUCCCAGGGCGGCACAGAGCCUCUUUAUCAGACUUGACUUGUGUGGAAGACAUUGAAGCGCUCUCAGUGCGCCAGCUAAAAGAAAUACUAGCGCGAAACUUCGUAAAUUACAAAGGGUGUUGUGAAAAAUGGGAGUUAAUGGAGAGAGUGACAAGAUUAUACAAUGAUCAAAAAGACCUUCAGAAUCAGGCUGCUGAAUUCAAAACUCAAGAUGGUGGGACAGGAUCAUCAGCUGCUGAUGAGCACCUCUGUAAAAUAUGCAUGGACUCUCCAAUCGACUGUGUGCUGCUUGAGUGUGGCCAUAUGGUCACGUGCACUAAGUGUGGAAAGCGCAUGAGUGAAUGCCCAAUUUGUAGACAAUUUGUCAUACGGGCUGUGCAUGUCUUCAGAUCUUGAGUAACCACAGCUACUAUGAAAACAUAUCAAAUUGAUUGGAGGAGUGCAUUUUCGCAACCCAGAUCCCAUCCUGCUGGUUUAAAACCUCUCAGUCCACCUCUCCUACUAGUAAGACUGUUAACACAUUUCUACUUCACUCAUUGAAAACACCAUUUAGUUGUAUAGAAAGUUUUACAUAAAAAAAAAUAUCAUUUUACCUUGGCUUUGUUUAAAGGGUAACUUGCUAAUCUGCAACACCUUACAUUAUUAAAAAGUAGGGUAUCAAUGAAGGAAAUGGGAUUGGAAAGAAAGCUUAAAGUAAAGAGAAUUUGUUGAAGGACACAGGUCUUGUUUCAUUUGAUGGAAUAACAUUUAGGUCUGAGCUAUUUUGAGGUGUUGCUAAUACCAAAAUUUGGAGGUGACAGUUGUUCCAGGUAUUCAAUGUUUUGCAUGCCAUUUGGUUAACGAAUGGUGUUGACAAAACAUGAGUGCAGGUUGCUGGAGGCAGGGCAAGAAGAAGAUAUUAAAUGUAAGCCAGAUCCUUUUAAAGGAAUUAGUACUUUUGAAGGAUGUACUUGUGGAUUGAGCCUUCAAAGUUUAACAAUGACUGAAGGCAAUUUAGAAAUUGUGGACUUAGUUUUUACUAAUGGUUAGCGGGAGGAGGCAGGAUGGCUCCAUGUAAUGGAAGCCUAUGCUUGAGAAAUUAACGUAGCAAAGAUGUAUGUGCAUUAAAAUGAACAAGAAUUUAUAGAUUAUUGAAACUUCAAAUGCUAUCUGAUUUCAGAGACUACUUGUGUAACAAGCAAAAAAACAUACUUAUUACAAUUUGCACACCUAAAUGUAAGGCAAAACCACUUACACGCACAUGUAUAGGUUAUACUGGGUUGAUAAGAUGCACCAUCCUCAUUAUACCUCAAACCUUAAAACUUAACUCCGUGCAAAGUUGCAUGGUUCCAUAUCACUUGUACAGUUCUGUGCAAUCAGAAUCUUUCCUAUUUUUAUGCACAAUGUAGACUGAGUAUGCCUAAAGAUCAGUAGAAAUGCACAAGUUAAAAAGUAAACAAGAUUUGUCAUUUAAGUCUAGUCUGAUCUUUAAAUUUGCAUUUAUCUCCAGUGCAAUAUUGCCGGUGAAAGUUUACAAGCAUAUCAAUAAGGCUAAAGUUAAAAUAAUGGAAGCUAAAAUAAUGUGCUCUGUUAAAUCAGUUAAGAUUAACUACUACCAGCACUCAUAUCUCAUAAGCAUUCCAUCUUGUUGUUCAGAUGCUGCUUUCCUUCAGUUUGCAGUUAUUACCCUAUUAUCUGAAUUUAAAUUAAGUCAAUGUCUUUUCCCUCUUAAACCUUUCAUUUUCAGUUCCUUCCUCUUUGCCCACUCUCCCCAGCUGCAAAAUGAACACUUCCAGCAUCUGGUACAAUGUUUGAGUGUGUUUUUUAUUCAAGAAUUUUGGAAACUAGUGCCUUGAAGUAGUCUUACUGUACAGGAUUUUUUUUUUGCUGGUUGGGGUUUCAACAUGCAAAUAUUAUAGAUCGCUAAUGUUUGGAUUAUAAUCAAUCUGUUAAACCUCUUCAGACCAUUAAUUGUACUGGACCUGUGGCUGUUUUGAUGAUGCAAUGGUGUACCUUUCGUCCAUCUGCAUGGUUAUGUUUACUGUUUCCUCCUUCAGAUAAAGCUGUUUUGUUUUUGGCCCAUCUCCUUCAAAUUCAUCCCAUUCAUUUAAAUCUGUUCCCGAAUUCAAUCUUUGUUUUGAUUGUAGAAGCUGACUAUCCAUUUAUCUGAGAUGGUGCUACUUGUAUCUUGAAAGUAAUAACUGGAGGAAGGCAUGAUGGUUAAAGUCCUGGUUAUUGGGUUUACAUUGAUACAAACUUUUGGAGGGUCAUAUGGUGCCUAGACCAGAAUGUUUCUAAAUUUUACUUUUAAUGCCAGUCACAUCUUCAGCACACAUCAAAAACACAUGUAUAUUGGUCUCCAGUAAGUAUUCUACAAGAGGCUUUCCAUAUGAGUAACACAAUAUCUCCCCAUUACUCUAAAAUGGUGGAAACUGAUAUUUUGCCACAAAUCCUAUUUCUAUUAUAUACAUUAUGGAGAAAUAGUUUAAUUUCAUGGGAAGAAGUGCAACAUGUAGUCACCUUCUCUUCCAUAAAUGCUGCUUUGAACUUGUCUGUACUUCUGCAAGGCAAUUUUAUCUUCAAGUUUCCCACUUUCUCCUUACAUUCUCCUUACAUCCCUAACCUCUCACCACACCAACCCCUCAUUCUUUCUCAUCCCACCCCACCUAUCAUGUGAAUUCUACUUGAGUGCAUGCAUUUUUGAUAGACCUAGUAUGUUGGGCGGGAAUGUCUGCUGUUGUGAGCAUGGUUCUCCAAAUAUAGAACAUAUUGUCUAAAACACAAAGAAACUAUAGUGCUGCUGAGAGAAUGGACUGAGGUUCUGUUGGAUGCAGUACAAUAUCUGGAGUGACAACUCAUGAAGGCUUCAUAAUACAAUAACAAUAAGGCUGGAAUUUUCCCAAGGCCUCUCCUAUUCUGCCAUUGCGACUGGGCAAUUUGAGGUGUGAACAGGAUAUUCAUUCACCUUCAAAUGAGAUUGGUCCCAAUUUAUUUAAACAUCCAGUUUAUUUGUGCAAAGUAAUUUAUGUAAAAACUGUAUUUUGAUAGAAAUAAGUCUUACUGAGGACUGCCUUUGUUGAUCACUGAACUUUUUACAACUAGGGUAAAUGACUAAUUGCAGAUUUAUACAAUUUUAUACUAUUUGAUGUCAGCUUGGUUUUUACAUUUGGAUUAUCUCUGCUUUUAGCUUUCUGGAAAAAAGAUUGCAAAAGCAUUAUUGUUGAAAAACGCUGUCAAAAUAAGCACCUAAUAGACAAACUACUGAAGAUUUACCUUCAGUUUUACCCUCUCCACAAAUAUGAAUUUUCAGUUGUACUAGUCUCCAACAGAAAAUUUUAAGUGAAAACUCCAUCCGUUUUGUUGAUUCAUGGGUCUCGAGGACAUUUUUACCUUUCCCGUACUAUGAAGUCCGAAGUCCUUUAGCUUGGCUUCUCUGAAGUUCAUGUUUUUGCAAAUUGGCACAUCUUAGAAAAAUCAUUAUGGUUCUGUCAAGAUUUUUUUUCAUUCAGCUUUACUUUUUAAUGAUUUGUGUAUUUGAAGUGACUAAGAUUCUGAUGGUGCUUUACUUUUGAAAGCAGACCCUUGGGGAAAGUGGACAGGAUGUUUGGGGGAGAUUUUUAUUUCUCCCUGUUCAUCCCUAACAUCCACUGAAUAUUUAAUAUUGCCUGAAGUGCCUUAGACAUUGCUUUCAUCUGCUCACUAAUAGAGUGGAAACUGAAGAAUAGUGCUAUUUUUAUAGAGAAUGGAAAAUAAAACAGACGCCCAUUGAUUCCAUAGGCCCAGAUACAUUAAAGGGGAUGGAACAUUGCCAUGUAUGAUUAUGCAGUCCCUAUCUGUUUCAUAGAAGAACAUAAUAUGAGCUGAUUUCUGUUGUUGAUCUGGCCAUGUCAGUGGCUUCAGCAAUUUGAUGGCUUCUACAAAACAAUGGACUUCAAAUCAUGCUGAGUGUCACUCUGCAGGCUGUGGAGCAGGCUUCCCAGUCCACAGAGGUGUGCUGUUUCCUGGAAUCCAGGUACCUGAUGUCACAACAUUUAAUGCAAAGACAUUGCCAUUCUGUUUUGACAGUCUAUGGAAAUUUGCUUCUUGUGGACACACAAAUUGACAGGUUACCUGCAGUGAUUUUAUAUGUGUGGCAUUAUUUGUUGCAUUGCCAUUGCAUUUUAACUGUAGUGUAUUCAGCAAAACGAGGCAGAGAUUGAAGGAAUACUGUCCAUUGCACCAGCUCUCCUUAACUGUUUGUAUUUCAUGCAAGCAUUUUCUUUCAAUUCUUCCAGAAUUAAUAAAUUGUGUUGUAAAUUCUCUAAAUGAAACCCAUAGUGGAAACUUAACAGACUAUCUGGUGCCCUAUGACACCAUGUUACGUUGUCCACUUUUAAAACUUUUCAGGAUCAACUUUUGUUUUUUUAAAGUUGCCAUUUAAAAAAAUAAUUUAACCGUGUAACAGCAUGAAACUUAAAUUAAAUCAGGGAAAAUACAAGGUGAAGAGACCUAUGCUAAUACAAAUAAUUUUUUCACUAGAUUAAGAUUGCAAUAUUUUAUCUGGGCUUUUGUUCAUUUUUUCCCCCAUUUCAUUUUGUAAUAAAGCAGUUGUUUUAUUGCAGAAGCAUAAUUGGUGAUGUGAUUUUCAAAAAAUCAAAUAGAAAAUGUAGCUUGUACUAUAAAAACUGGUGAUUAAGGUAUAUUUACAUGGGAAAUGCAUAUCUCUCAUCGAAUGUAUAACUUCAAAAUGUUUAAAGCAAAUGUUUUUGUUUAUAUUAAAUAUUAUUUUAAAAAAUAAGUGUGAAUGUAAUAGCAUUGGAUGGAUUAUUUCCCAUAGCAACUGAUCGAGUCAGGAGCAGAAUUAUGCAAAAAAAAUAGGUCAUUAAAAAAAAUUGCUUCACUUCCUUCAUUGAAAGUACAGCUUAAUGAAAUUUAUCUUCAUUUUGGGCGUUUAAUGUUUCUGUUUCACUGAUGCAGGAGAGAAGUUCUGCUGAGUACCGAGUAGACUCAAUUCUUAUGAUUGAAUGGAUUUUGGUUAUCCAUCAUAUUAUCUAGACUGAAAAAUAUUGUCUAUUCUGAUGAACUAGAAAUUUAUAUAUAUAUAUAUAUAUAUGGAUAAUUCUUGAAAUUCCAUAAUUUUAAAGCCUUUUAAAACUUGUACAGGAUUUAGAU